Molecule: messenger RNA, 2331 nt
Organism: Guyanagaster necrorhizus
Lineage: Eukaryota; Fungi; Basidiomycota; Agaricomycetes; Agaricales; Physalacriaceae
Product: nuclear pore protein 84/107
Exons: 12
Coding region: 1-2331 (776 amino acids)
Biological process (GO): post-transcriptional tethering of RNA polymerase II gene DNA at nuclear periphery; mRNA export from nucleus; protein import into nucleus
Cellular component (GO): nuclear pore; nuclear pore outer ring
Molecular function (GO): structural constituent of nuclear pore
Source: RefSeq, a predicted model, not a curated record
AUGGCGGACAACGUCUACGAGGCUUGCGCAGAUGUUCUAUCUCUCUUCCAGUCAAUGCAAGAUGACUUGGCGGCCAUCCUCGACCCCGAAACAGGAUUUGCGCCUCAGUUAAGAGCAAUCUGUCGAAACCUGAUAGCAGAGUACGAGGAGCAAACCCCCGACCACGUAGCUGGCAGUAUAUUGGACCUCUUGCGGUUAGAGGAGAAUACUUGGGGAUUGCUUCAAGCUGUGAUGCCCGCCCGAAAGACAGAAUUUCCUCAAUUCGACUCUGCACGCGAUUUACUGCAAGAAAAUCCCUACACGCCGACGUCGACCGUCGCACAGGCUAUCAUGAAUGCCUCGCCACUCCUCUCUGAACUUAUUGUGAUACGCGAAUGGCUGCAAGAGACGGCACCUGCGCCACAACAUCCUGAAGCCACCACUGGGUAUUGGACAUUUACGAAACAUAACGUCGUCCAAGCUGCUCGAACGGCAGCCGGGGCCAGGGGCGGUCUUGUCAAGGAGCUGGAUCCAGAUGCCUUGAAUCGAGGAGAUGGAAGGGCUUUGGCUUCGGAUGAUGCGAACUUUGAAAAAAAUCUCACUCAAGCAUUGUAUUCGUUCGUUCGGGCAGGCCGGCUGGAAGAGGCAAUUGAACUAUGUAGAAAGGCGCACCAACCCUGGAGGGCAGCUAGUAUACGUGGGUCACGAUUGUUUCAGUGGCGUUUACUAUGUAAGAACUCGCUUGCUGGUGACGAGUCUGAUGAGGAUGAUCCUGAUAUGUGGAUAGGAAAUCGGAAUCGCCGGUUGUGGAAAACAACGUGUACACGAGCCGCCCUAAAUACCAACCUACCAGAACACGAAAGAGUGCUAUAUGCCGCGCUUGCGCCUUCGCCGCAAACUUUCGGUGUACUGAAAUCGGCGUGUCGCACGUGGGAGGACUACCUAUGGGCGCAUGUCAGUAUUAUGUGUGAAGAGAAGGAGUCGAUGGAGAUGAACAAACUCGGCGGAUGUUUCUGGGAAGGUGGGAAGACUGCUGUGGAAAAAGGUGUUGCGGUGAUCUCCGAAGACAAACAGGAAGAGGAGGAGGAGGAGUGGCAGAAAGAGGUUUGUCAGGUGCUAGAAGGACUACGUACUGUACCUGUGGAAGAUGGACCCAGUGCCGGCCAUCCGUUACAUUUCUCCCAGCUGCACAUAAUACUGGAUCGGACGAGUGUGCUUUUGACUACAUUCUCUGACGGUUUGAAACAAGGCUUGUACCAGAGAUCGUCAUUGGAAUAUGCCCCAAUGUGCCGAUUUUUCGCCCACCUAUGUCUCUUUUUGCAAAUGAUAGAAAUCGCUGUCCCGCCUGCUGCUGUACAGACGAUUCUGGAAGCGUAUCUCCAAGUUCUUGAGGCUGCCGGUCAAAGAGACCUCAUUGCGAUGUACGCGGGUGCUUUGGGAGAUAACGCUAUCAACAGAUAUGCAGUCUUCCUAGUCUCACUAGACCUGACCGCGGAUCCUGCUGAGAGACGGCAGGCUUUAACACGGGCGCGGGAACAUGGACUCGAUGUGGAUCGAGUGGCAGUCGCCACUGCUGAGCAGACUAUCGUCAAGGCCUUCGAUCUUCUGCCUCUCGUCAGAGGAUCUUUGCCUUCGCUUGCUACUUUGCAGACAUCGCCCACUGAUGCACAGCUGCUACUAUUGAGGUCGAUUGAGUGGACAACGUUCAUGGAAUCGACAUACGAUACAGCUCUGGAGCAAGCGAAUGUGAUUCUUCGUUAUUUCUUGGCAUCUGGAAGAGUGCAAGUCGCGCAACAGCUCCUUGGGAUGCUACCCUUGGACUUGGCAUCUAUCAGUGAACCGGAGGAACAAGCGACGGAGUACCUAUACUACCGGCAGUUCUUUGUGAUAUGGGAGGCGCUGGAGAGGGUGGUCGAGAUCCAAGCUAUGGAAGUGUUGCAGAUGAGUAAGGAUUCGAGAAAUGAUUGGCUGGUGGAUUACAAGUCGUCGAUCGAUCAAGCAAAGUUUCUCAUCAUGAAAUUGUUGACUUCGGAGUGGCUUGUGUCGGAGAACGACUUGUCCAACGUAGACCAGCGUAAGAAGGAUCUCAUACGGAUUCGCCAGAUAUAUAUUCCUGAGCUGAUCAUACGGCUGCAUUAUCUGUUAUUCAAUUCACGACAGUUGUUCCCCGAGAACAUGAGGCAAACUCUGGAGCUCGUCAACAUUGUCGCUGAUUCAAGGUACAAGCUAUACAGCGACUUUGUCAAUGAGGACGGGCGGCGAUUGGGUGACUAUUUGGCUACGGUGAGGCAGGGUGUGUUGGGUGGACUGGAGGGUGGGGGUUCGGACCCAUUUAGGGUAUUGAUGAACUAA